AUGGGAUCAAAGAUCAGUUGCAUAAGAUCACACUACGACGACGAUUAUAUAUCCAAGAUUGUAGUGUCACACCCAAUAAGAACUGAUGUAUGGGAUGUUCAACCACUGGAAGAAGAGGCCGAGAACCAAUCAAACAUAAUUACACCACCCGAAGUGUCAUGUUCUACUAGACAUACAACAACUUCACCCAAUGAUCUACUAAAGUUAAUCAAUUCAGUCUCGUUCGAAUUGGACUCUAUCGAGCUGAAUGACGAUGACUCUAUAUCAUUUAUGUCAUUGGAGCUCCUACAACACAUUGCAUCGUACCUACGAGUGGAGGACAUCAUCACAGUUCAAUCAGUCAGUCGAUUCUGGUACAUGGUCGGUGGAGACAAUCAACUCUGGAAGAUGAUAUUCAAGAGAGACAUGAGACACUGGAAGAAUGAUAAACAGCCAAAGGAGUUGGUGUCCAGAUAUGAUAGGAUCAUGGAUGUCAAAUGGAAGAAGAUCUACUGUGACAUCUAUCGUCAGCGUGUGUGCACCAGGUGCAAUGUCACCUAUCAACAAUACAGUAACACUCGAGCAUUGUGCACGAUGCACACUGACAUCAGAGAGAUCGUCGAGACAAACAGAGGUGUACCUUCAGGUGUCUACUGGAACUGUUGUUUGGCCAAGCCAAAGGAUGCUCCAGGUUGUUCACAAUCAGCUCACCAAGACGAACCAACUAAUCAUAAAUACUAUUAUUAA
This is a messenger RNA of Acytostelium subglobosum LB1, 726 nucleotides long. RefSeq lists its product as hypothetical. Bases 1 to 726 code for a protein of 241 amino acids. Lineage: Eukaryota; Evosea; Eumycetozoa; Acytosteliales; Acytosteliaceae. The transcript has a single exon. The record is from RefSeq and is a predicted model, not a curated record. Gene Ontology annotation, molecular function: protein binding.